Apis mellifera (honey bee) is the source of this 708-nucleotide messenger RNA. Its product is annotated as spidroin-2-like. Lineage: Eukaryota; Metazoa; Arthropoda; Insecta; Hymenoptera; Apidae. The record is from RefSeq and is marked provisional.
CGGGCAUCCUAGAACGGUAUAUAAAGUCGGAUCAAAUGGUUCGUGGGCACACUCAGCAAUCGGUCGAUGAGGAAGAUGAAGGCCCUCGUGAUCCUGCUAGCUUUUCUCGUCUUGGUCGCAGCUGCGCCCCGUCAGCGUCGCGAUGCUAUUUGGAGUGGAUAUCACGGUGGCUACGGUGGUCACCUUGGAUACGCUCACGGCGUGGCGGUCGCUGGUCCAGCCUUGGGACCGGCCAGCGUAGCCGGUCCUCACAUCGGAUCCACCAUGGUGGCAGCGCCGUCCAUAGGACCGGCUAAGCUGUCCGGAUCAGUUGCUGGGCCGGUGCACGUUUCCGGUGCUGUGGCCGGCUCUGCCGUUGUCACUGCUUCCGUUGCCGGACCCGCUCACGUUGAGGGCUACGAUGCUGGUCCCUACGAUGGAGGAGUCGGUGUCGGAUACGCGGGCCCGGCCUACAGUUACGCGGGAUACCCGACAUUCGCGGGAGUUGGCAGCCACGGAGCGGUGAUAGCGGGUCCAGCGUCUCACGGUGCGAUUCUCGCGGGGCCGGCGUCCCAUGGUGCCGUGCUCUCCGGACCUCAUUCGGGAACCGCGGCGGUAUCCGGUCCCCACGCUGGAUCGGUGGUGAUCGCCGGCCCCUCCGGCAAAAUCACUGCCCACGGGACAGGUUACGGAGCGAUCCACUCUGGCCACUCUGGCCAUUGGUAACGA